CAUAGAUAGACAACACUUCAUUUUAGACUAUUUAUAAAUUUAUAUUAUAUUAUUCAUCAUUGUGAACAUGUGUAUGAUGCAUAUUUUGAUAGAACAAAGCUAAAAGUUAUUGAAAUUAAGCGACCUCUGUAUCAUGAAUGUAAAUGGUUCUGAAACAGCAGUUGAUUCAAGUUUUGAGUUGUCUGACAGUACUUGCCAUGGGGACAAUGAUCAUCAACACCAUUCCAGUGCGAAACUUUCAAGUGGUAUUUUAUCACCAGUUCAAAUGAAUGGUUUGGAUCAAAACAAAAACGCUGAAAAUGAAUCAAAAAUUCACAAUGCAGAGAGCGACCAAAGUAAACAAGAAUCACUACCAGAAAACGAUACAACACUUGCCAGACCAUGUUUAUCCGGAGUUGAAAACCAAAUACGGACUGAUUUUAGCGAUACAACGUCAGACAGUGUUUCAAGCCAGCUUAAUGAAGAUAUUAGUCUAAGUAAUUCAAAAUCCUUAGCUGAUAGUCAGUUUCAGACAGCAAGCGAUAGCAACUUUGUUUCUUCGAGCAGCAACAAUUUACCCGAAUCGAGCAUUUUUUCGAAUUCUGAAGAAAACGGAAUCAAACCAAACACAAUAAAUGCAGAAGAAAUAAAACAACAAAGUAAUAACAUUACGUCUUUUGAGAAUCAAAAUUCGGAAAAAUUAACAUUCGAAAUGGUGAAACGAAAGAAACAAUCCGAAUCAUUUGUCAUCGAAUUUCCUCAAAAAGCAGGAAACUUUCCGAAAAAGAAAAUAAGUUCCAAUAACUUACAAGACGGUUUUCAAAAAUUUCAGCAAAUGAAAAUAGAUCAACUAAAACAACAGAGAAAAUUGAGAAAAGCUCAAGAGAAACGGAAGCAAAAAGAACGAGCGAUGCCGCACAAUAUGUGGAAUCUUCGGAUGCGUUUUCUGAUGGAGUUGAAAAAGUAUCUCGGAGUUCCGUAUGCGAAGAGGUAUUUCAAACCGGGCGAGCCAGAGUUCGAAUCAAAAAUAUUUUUGGACUGCUGUGGGCUAGUUAGGAGGGCUCUGUGGAAUUUACAGUUUUUGUUCGGGUUUAGAAUUGGUCCUUGGAACCAGGCCUACAUGUUUGACACACUACCAAUUGACAUACAGGACGAAAAAGACAUGAAGCCUGGAGAUUUAGUGUUCAUUUCUGGGACUUACAACGAAGGCGUCAAGUUCAAAAACUCACCUCACAACAUGAAACACAUCGAAGUGUGGCUUGGUAAAGGUCAAAAAGUCAUAGGAUCCCGGUGGCAACGGGGAACCGUCAGCAUUUUCGAUUCCUACAAGUUCGAAUCGAAGUCUUACAGCAACAUGGUUUAUUAUUUUAAGUCAAUCGACACUUGGUUAAAAGGCAUCUGCAAGAGUCAUUGUGAACAACACCCUUGGAAAUCAAAGCGACCCAUAAUGUUCUCAGAGAAAUCGGUCUUUGCAAAGAAAGCAAGAGCUCGUAAAAACAAAACUUCUGCAGAACCAGAUGAGAGGAAAUCCAAAACGAACACGAAGGAAAACAAAUCAUCUAAAAAGUCAUCAACACGUGCCAGAAAAAGGUCUGCGGCCACUAAAACAAAAAGCAAAAAUAAACUUUCAGAUGACCCUGAAACUGUUGCUUCUGAAGAAUUUGUGACUGAUUUUGGUGACCUUGAAAUCGAGGGCCAACAAGAAGCAGAAGAGGAAGAUGUUUCGGAUAUUGAUGAAAACGAAUUGAAUAACGAGGAGCUGCUUGAAUGCGACGAUGAUGACGGCGCGGAUAUUGAGGGCGCCGAUGAUUGUUUGAAUGACGGGAUGGGCGAGGAUGAUGAUGACGACGAUGAAGUCUCGUCGUUGGAGGGCGACCAAGAAUCACAAGCUGAGGAGCUAAACCAAGAUGAAGAUUUGGAGAGUAGUAGCAGUCAGGAGCAACAAAGUGAAUCGACUGAAGAUAUAAAAGCAACAGAUGAAAAUGCGUUACUAACUAACCCAUUUGAUGAUAUUUGAGUAUGGAUAUUUGCUAAAAUUCAAAUUUUUCAGGACAAAAA
Messenger RNA from Symsagittifera roscoffensis, 2037 nucleotides. RefSeq lists its product as uncharacterized. Bases 134 to 1996 code for a protein of 620 amino acids. NCBI's taxonomy places the organism in Eukaryota, Metazoa, Xenacoelomorpha, Acoela, Convolutidae. The transcript is spliced from 2 exons. The record is from RefSeq and is a predicted model, not a curated record.